This is a messenger RNA of Arachis stenosperma, 1911 nucleotides long. Its product is annotated as cytochrome P450 85A. Gene Ontology annotation, biological process: sterol metabolic process. The transcript has 9 exons. Gene Ontology annotation, molecular function: iron ion binding; monooxygenase activity; oxidoreductase activity, acting on paired donors, with incorporation or reduction of molecular oxygen. The coding region runs from base 379 to 1785 and encodes 468 amino acids. Lineage: Eukaryota; Viridiplantae; Streptophyta; Magnoliopsida; Fabales; Fabaceae. The record is from RefSeq and is a predicted model, not a curated record.
AAAUGACACUGUUAUGUUGAGUUGUUCAGUCCCCUGAAAAUCCUCUUCAAAAGGCACAACUCCUUUUUUCUCUUCUUCCAACUUUUUUACAAACCCUCCAUUAAUUCCAUUAUUUAAAUCCUCUAAUGCCUACAAUAGGGGAUGCUACAACCUUAUAGAGUGGCAAUUUAUUUGGCUACAUAGUAAUUAAUUAUUCCUAUAUUCUUUAUUUUUCUUAAUAUUAUUAUAUGAUAUGAUAUGAGAUGAUGGAAGAAGGGGGGCUAUAAAUAUGAGUGUAUGUGAAAACUUGUUGUGACUUCAACAACAGAAGCAGGAGGUUGCUGUUCAAAGCGUGUUCUUUGUGGAUUUUGGUUCUGAGUUUCUUUGAGCAACUCUCCAAUGGCUAUGUUGUUGGGAAUCAUUGGUGGGGUGGUGUUGGUGCUCUGUUUUUGCUCUGUUUUCUUGUUGAAGUGGAAUGAAGUGAGGUAUAGGAGGAAAGGAUUGCCACCAGGGACAAUGGGGUGGCCUCUUUUUGGAGAAACCACUGAGUUUCUUAAGCAAGGUCCAAACUUCAUGAAACACCAGAGAACAAGGUAUGGUAGUUUUUUCAAAUCACACAUACUUGGGUGUCCUACCAUAGUGUCAAUGGAUCCAGAGCUGAACAGAUACAUUCUGAUGAAUGAAUCAAAAGGGCUUGUUCCUGGUUACCCUCAAUCAAUGUUGGAUAUCUUAGGAAAAUGCAAUAUUGCAGCUGUUCAUGGCUCCACUCACAAGUAUAUGAGAGGUGCAUUAUUAUCCAUCAUUAGCCCUACUUUGAUCAAAGAUCAGCAUCUGCCUAAGAUUGAUGAGUUCAUGAGAUCUUUUCUUAGUCAUUGGGAUAACAGAAUCAUCAACCUUCAAGACAAAACCAAAGAGAUGGCAUUUCUCUCAUCACUUAAGCAGAUUGCUGGCAUGGAAUCUAGCUCAAUAUCUCAUCCAUUCAUGACAGAGUUCUUUAAGCUUGUUCUAGGAACACUCUCCUUGCCUAUUGAUCUUCCCGGCACAAAUUAUCGCCGCGGACUACAGGCAAGGAAGAACAUAGUUAGCAUUCUAAGUCAGUUGCUAGAUGAAAGGAGAGUCUCCCAAGAAACACACCAAGACAUGCUUGGAAGCUUGAUGAUGGGUAGAAGAGAAAACAGAUACAAAUUAACUGAUGAAGAGAUCAUUGAUCUGAUAAUCACAAUCAUGUAUUCUGGUUAUGAAACUGUUUCAACUACAUCAAUGAUGGCAGUCAAGUACCUCCAUGAUCAUCCCAAAGUUCUUGAAGAAAUGAGAAAAGAGCAUUUUGCUAUAAGAGAGAGAAAGAAGCCUGAGGAUCCAAUUGAUUGUAAUGAUCUUAAGUCAAUGAGGUUCACUCGUGCGGUUAUUUUUGAGACCUCGAGAUUAGCUACAAUAGUCAAUGGUGUUCUGAGAAAAACAACUCAUGACAUGGAACUAAAUGGGUAUUUGAUUCCUAAAGGUUGGAGAAUAUAUGUAUAUACAAGAGAGAUAAAUUAUGACCAGUUUCUGUAUCAAGAUCCACUGACAUUUAAUCCAUGGAGAUGGCUGGGAAAUAGCUUAGAGUCACAGAGCCACUUCUUGAUAUUUGGAGGAGGCACUAGGCAGUGUCCAGGGAAAGAGUUGGGAAUAGCAGAAAUUUCCACUUUCUUACAUUAUUUUGUAACUAGAUACAGGUGGGAAGAAGUAGGGGGAGAUAAACUAAUGAAAUUUCCAAGAGUUGAGGCACCAAAUGGACUUCACAUUAGGGUCUCAUCUUUUACUAACUAGGCAUUUGUGUUUUAUGUAUAGUAAUGAGAAAUAGCAUAUAAUAGGGCCUUCUUUUGUUUUUUUUGUUUUUUGUAUGAUAAUGUUCUAACAAAUUAGAGGGAAAAAUGAAUGGAAUUAAUUAAUUAG